Seminavis robusta is the source of this 354-nucleotide messenger RNA. NCBI's taxonomy places the organism in Eukaryota, Bacillariophyta, Bacillariophyceae, Naviculales, Naviculaceae. The record is from the annotation of a GenBank genome assembly.
AUGAUUCAAUGGAAGCAAGGCGCAAAUCCAACCGCUCCUUACAACGACAAGACAAAUCAGAACAAACCCAUUCUGUUUCAGCUGUGGAGAGACAAAUAUGAGGCAUUGGAUGCUCCCGUUGACGUCUGGACCAAUGAAGACGAGGAAAAGCUUGAACGACUGCGUUCCGGUGAAAUUGAAUGUUUUUCUAGAGAUGUCGGCCUUCAGCAUUAUAUGGAAACCGAAGACGAAUAUCUUGCUACGAGGCUCCUCACGAUUGCUCCUGAUCGGAGGCAGAAAGUCGUUGAACAAGUGCUGCAAAGUAUCGGACAGGAGGAAGCAGACAAAAUCAUUGAAACUUUGGAGUCCAUGUAG